AUGGACGGUGAAAUCAAACUGGGAUCGCAGCAUUAUAAAAAUCGGGCCAAGAAACGUAAGCGCAAUCGGUUUUUGCAGAAUGCCAAGAGCUUUGGACGGAAGGGUAACUUCGGACGCGGGGCCGAGCUAGAUAAGCAGCAGUACACAUAUCUGGUAGGGAUUCUCGAAACGAUGACUAAACAGGAGGAUGCCGAAGAGCGAUUGCUGAUGGCGAACAAUGUUUUGGCGCAGCUCGAGGGCAAAGAAAUCCGGACCGCUUCCAACCAGCUGGGCAGCCGUGUGCUCGAGAAUCUGCUCACGUACACCGACGAGGAAACGUUCGCCCGCCAGAUGACGGUGUUUGGGGACAACUUUCGGGUCGUGUGCUGCGAUUCGUUCGCUUCGCACGUCCUGCAACGGAUGCUUUACGUGGCACUGCUGCGUGCGGUAGCCCCCCUCCAGGAGGAGCCGCAGGACGAUGGUGAACCGGUGGGGCCGAAGAAACAGAAAGUUUCGAACGAACGAGGGGAGCAAAAUAUGUGGCCAAGCUACGAGUACAAUUUGAAGGAGAGCUACGGGGACGAACACCGGCGCCAGUGUCGCGAGUUCGUCGAACGGUUGGCCAAAUUUGCGCUCAACAAUCUCGAAGAGUUUCUGUGGUCCUGCACGGCCAACUACGUCGUGCGGCAGUGCAUACUGAACCUGAGCGGUCUGGCGGAAAUGAAGGUGACCAAAGUAGGCGGUUCUGCUGACGAUUCUGGGACGGCAAAAUAUCUCAUCGUUCCGGAACCUUGGAGCAAGCUGUUGCGUGAUUUUAACGUCCGCCUGAUGACCUGGCCACAGUUCGCUAACCUUCCGCACAGUGAGCUGUCCUCGGUAGUCCUACAAAUCUUGCUCCAAGCGCUCGCUAGACCUGGCAAUGAGUUUCAACUGCAGCAGCUCUGCGACAAACUUCACCGCGAAGCAUUCACUAAGAAGAACGACGUAAAAAAGGAAGAGCCAGAGAGUGACAGUGAUGCCGAGAAGAAACCCUCCCGUUUGCCGACCAUUUUCCAUCAAGACGUUGCCAUUCGACUGCUGGAAGUGUGCAUCGCGGUCGCUCCAGAAGGCUUUCUCAAGGAACAACUCUUCCCCGAGCUGUUCUCCGGACACCUCACGGAACUGGCACUGUCCAGAUCGUGCAACUUUGCGGUGCAGAAACUGCUUGACCACGCCACGGACAAAGAGACGGUUGAGGCAAUUUUCGCCGAACUGGAGGACAGCUUCGGCGAAAUUCUGCGCUGCGGACACUCGGGAGUGUUGCUGGCGUUGGCCAAAGCUUGCGCACGCCUCUCCUGCCAGCAGGGAAAGUUUGUGAAGCAACUGCUCGACGCACUGCGCUGUGCCGAGGUGGGCCCGGACAAGAUGCUCACCGCCGUUCUGCACCUUGUCCCAACGGAUGUUACGCCCCGGGAGGCACCGAAAGUGCAUCUUCACGGUUCCCUGAUCCUGCAAACGGUGUUGGAGUUUAACAAACCGAUUAAAUUCGUCACAGCACUACUCGAGCUGGCCAACGAUCGGUUGGCGGCCAUCUUGAGCGAUCCACGUGGCUCGUUUAUCGCGAAUGCAUACCUUGGCUCGCGCUUUGUCGGCGAAAAGUCACGCGAAAAGAUGGUGCGCCACCUGGAGGGACAGUACAGUCAGCUCGUCCUCACGGCGCACGGUUCGCGCGUGGUCGAACUCAUGUUCGAGGCAGGAAAUCCGGCACAGCGCGAAAGCAUCGUACGCGAACUGUCGGAACAGUGCGCCCAGCUGAACGGCAAACCUUGGGGCGUGAGCAUCAACAAGCGGCUGCUGGUCGACACCUACAAACGGGAUCCGGCCCGCUGGAAGGUGGCAAUCAAGAGCGACGCGAAGGUAGAGCGAAUGUUUGAUAAGCUCGUCGGUGCGGGCAAACGGAGAGCGAGUUAG
Anopheles cruzii is the source of this 1929-nucleotide messenger RNA. RefSeq names its product nucleolar protein 9. Gene Ontology annotation, biological process: ribosomal small subunit export from nucleus; endonucleolytic cleavage to generate mature 5'-end of SSU-rRNA from (SSU-rRNA, 5.8S rRNA, LSU-rRNA); endonucleolytic cleavage in ITS1 to separate SSU-rRNA from 5.8S rRNA and LSU-rRNA from tricistronic rRNA transcript (SSU-rRNA, 5.8S rRNA, LSU-rRNA). Gene Ontology annotation, cellular component: nucleolus; 90S preribosome; preribosome, small subunit precursor. Bases 1 to 1929 code for a protein of 642 amino acids. Gene Ontology annotation, molecular function: RNA binding. The record is from RefSeq and is a predicted model, not a curated record. The transcript has 2 exons. NCBI's taxonomy places the organism in Eukaryota, Metazoa, Arthropoda, Insecta, Diptera, Culicidae.